Messenger RNA from Westerdykella ornata, 1470 nucleotides. Its product is annotated as cytochrome P450. The record is from RefSeq and is a predicted model, not a curated record. Gene Ontology annotation, molecular function: iron ion binding; oxidoreductase activity, acting on paired donors, with incorporation or reduction of molecular oxygen; heme binding. Bases 1 to 1470 code for a protein of 489 amino acids. The transcript has 4 exons. Lineage: Eukaryota; Fungi; Ascomycota; Dothideomycetes; Pleosporales; Sporormiaceae.
AUGACAGCCGGCUGGAAUGUGUUAGGCGGAUGCCUAUUGAUCUUUGUUCUCCUGAGAUGCUUCCUCCAUAUGACGCAAGACGCUACCGAGCCCUUAAUUGUGGCUUGCGGUAUACCUUUCUUCACCCCAAUAUAUUGGAUGUUUAGGAAAAAAACAAAUUUUUAUGUCUGGCUGAGAUAUCAUCUACCCAUUUAUACAUUGCGCCUUCCAGGAGUGCGUAUGUACGUGGUGAAUUCCACAACACUGAUCACUGCUGUUCAACGACAAAAUAAACUUCUUGCAUUCGCGCCAAUUAAAGUGAAAGCAGCAAUCCGGCUAGCAUCCCCGAGCAAAGCCACGAUCAACAUACUCGAAUCUGAAGCAUUCGGGGAAAUCGGGAGUGGGGAGUACGCGAACAUGUUUCAUAAGGCUAUACAAACUCAGUUGUCUCCUGGGAGUGUUGAGUUUCAAGAUAUGGCGCUUGCGAGCCGACAGGAACGGAUGUUUGGCCUAUAUCAGUGGAUCAGGGAAGAUAUGGUCAUGUCAAUAACGAAUGCUGUGUACGGUCCGGGGAACCCCUUCAAAUACUCGUAUGUUCGUGAAGGUUUUUGGGAAUUCGAGUCUCGGAUGAUGUAUUUGCUUUUGGGACUCUCUGCUCUAGCCAAAGGCAGCAUUAGAGCCCGGGAAACGAUAGUGGAGUCUUUUCGGAGGUACUAUGCAAGCAACGGCCACCGCAGUGGCGCGGGCAUUACCAGGACACGCUACGAGUACAACGCGAAGAAUCAAAUACCCCUUGAAGAUAUUGCGAGAUUUGAAUUAGGUGGGAUGGUUGCGCUCAUUACCAACAUUGUACCCACGACAUUCUGGGUGGUAUAUCAUAUAUACUCAGAUCCCGCCCUUCUCGAAGCUUGCCGGAAUGAAGUCAAUGGCGAAACGUGUGAAACCAACGAUCCCGAAGGAAGAAAGCUACGUACCAUUUGCCUGUCAGGGCUUGAAAAUUCAUGCCCCAGCCUCAUGGCAGUCGUGAAAGAGGUUCUUCGUCUUCACACAGUUGGCACAUCUGUUCGCCGUGUCAUGGAAGACCACAUGCUCAGCGGAAAAUACCUCCUAAAGAAGGGUAGCAUUGUUACGAUCCCCGGGCAGGUGCAGCACAGCGACAAGGCUAUCUGGGGACAGGAUGCCGGCCAGUUCAACCAUGAGCGUUUUUUAACUCCAGCCAGACAUAUCCCACCAUCGGCAUUCCGCGCAUUCGGAGGCGGAGUCAGUCUCUGUCCUGGGAGACAUUUUGCUACAAGUAUGAUCCUCGCUUUCACUGCCAUGUUGAUCAUGAGAUUUGAUUUUGUACCAGUAAGGGGAACUUGGCCUCGUCCCACAACAGAAAGAGCUGGUGCUUGGGAAGUGACACCCCAACCAGACGAAGAUAUUGAGGUCCAAAUUGGUUUCAGGAACAUCGGUGAAAAGCAUCAGCGUUGGGCGUUUAGUUUGUUUUAG